Drosophila ficusphila is the source of this 1626-nucleotide messenger RNA. RefSeq names its product solute carrier family 35 member B1 homolog (gene meigo). Gene Ontology annotation, molecular function: UDP-galactose transmembrane transporter activity; UDP-glucose transmembrane transporter activity. The transcript has 3 exons. The record is from RefSeq and is a predicted model, not a curated record. Gene Ontology annotation, biological process: UDP-galactose transmembrane transport. Bases 280 to 1299 code for a protein of 339 amino acids. NCBI's taxonomy places the organism in Eukaryota, Metazoa, Arthropoda, Insecta, Diptera, Drosophilidae. Gene Ontology annotation, cellular component: endoplasmic reticulum membrane; Golgi membrane.
GGUUUAAAUUAUGUUUUGUAUUUGGCAACCUAAUUGAAAUAUUUGGCAUAACCAAAUCAGCUAACAAUAGCCAAAAUGGUAAUUCGUUACAAAACACGGCUAGAAGAUAACUAACUGGUCAUCACUGACCACGUAUAUGAUUCGAUUCUUUGAUAGCCUACGCCAAAUCACGGUACCUGCAGCCGCUCAAAUAAAAUGCCAACUGUUUAAGACCGUGCAUUAAGUCCGAUCCAAUCGAACCGUAAACCUCUCGCUCCCAAAAACCGCCAAUUACCCGCCAUGAAUCUGCCAGAACGCAGCCGCUUUGUGAUCUACGCCGUGGGCAUCUUCGUCUGCUACUUUCUGUACGGAAUUGUUCAGGAAAAGCUGACGCGCGGCCGGUACGGCGAAGAGGUCCAGACUGAUGGAUCUGUUGGUGAACGAUUCACCUACGCUUUGGCUCUGGUUUGGGUGCAAUGUCUCUGCAACUACGUGUUCGCCAAAGUGCUCCUAACAGUGCGGCCGCAAAAGGAAGACACCACCAACGCGGGCUCCUACGUGGCCUGUUCGCUUACCUAUCUGCUGGCCAUGGUGUCCACCAAUAUGGCUAUGCGUUGGGUUCCUUAUCCCACUGCUGUGGUCGGCAAAUCGGCGAAACCCAUUCCUGUCAUGAUUUUGGGUGUGCUUAUUGGACGCAAAUCAUAUAGCUGGACGCGAUAUGCCUGUGUGUUGACCAUCGUCCUGGGCGUUAUUUUGUUUAUGUACAAGGAGGGCAAGGUGUCCAACUUGCCGGCAGAAACGACACUUCUUGGCGAGGUGCUGCUUUUCCUUAGCCUCUCAAUGGAUGGCUUGACUGGAGCGGUGCAGGAGCGCAUCCGAGCGGCCAGUGCGCCUUCGGGUCAGCAAAUGAUGAGGGCCAUGAACUUCUGGAGCACACUUAUGCUCGGCGUGGCCAUGGUAUUCACGGGUGAGGCCAAAGAGUUCCUGUACUUUACGAUUCGCCAUCCCGAGGCCUGGACGCAUUUGUCCCUGAUUGCUGUGUGCGGCGUCCUUGGCCAGUUCUUCAUCUUCCUAAUGGUGGCCAGCUUUGGACCGCUAGCCUGCUCCGUGGUCACGACCACUCGAAAGUUUUUCACCGUCUUGUGCUCUGUGCUGCUGUUUGGAAAUGUUCUCAUUGCCCGCCAGUGGCUGGGAGCUGUUCUCGUCUUCGCCGCCCUCUUUGUGGACAUGCUUUAUGGCAAGAAGUCGCCGGCGGCGUCGGUCAAAAAGCCACCCGUUGAGGGCAAGAUAUCCGAGGAGAAAAAGAAACUAAUUUCUUAGAAUUUACUAGAUGAUUGCGUAGUCUAAUGUACAUACACACAUUUAGAAAAGACAACGCUAUCGCCAAAAGUGGCUGCUGCGCCAACAUUUUCCCAUUUCCUGCAACUGCUAAUCGUACAAAGGAUCUUGGCUAUAGCAAACAAAGCAUUCGGUUCUUGAUCUGCAAAUUACAAACAGUCGAUUUAAGCUAACUAAAUUAUUGAUAUCAAUUAGAAACGGAACAAAUAGUGUGCAAAAGUUUACAUCGGACCACAGGGUCCCUGACAUACAGGAUCUUUCAAUCAAUUAAUGCUAUAAUUUAUAAUUAAAAAGUGCUUUUUGUAUAAA